AAUUUUGAUAACUGUACGCUAGUGAAUAACCUUCAAAAUACUAACAAUCAACAUCAGAUAUACACGGUAGUAAUUUUUUGCGAUACAUCGUGUGACAUAAUAAUCGUCUGAGGAAAUUCUGUCAGUCCGCAAGCGGUCAGCCUUGUGUCAUUUGUUUCGAGUUGACGUACUUGUACUGUAAGUGACCGGAUUAGCCUUAACCACUAUCGUUAUGAUAUUAGAAAUGAAUAUUAACUGAAAUGAACACGCAAUCAAAAGCAGCCAUCGGGAAUGGUGGUGAAUCUUCGGAAGAAUUCGAGCCAAUCCUGACGGAAGUUGAUAUUUCAACCAGAUCUUGGACGACAUGGAAUCCUCUCAAUAUAUUUACCUGCCCGCCAACCUACGGUCAUGCUGUUGUUAUUCUGAACAGGCCCAUUCACCUGAGAAGCAGCAUACUCCUCAACGUUUGGAAAAAAGCUCGUGCAAGAGUUACCGUUGACGGAGGAACAGAUCGAUGGAUAACGUACCUUGGUUCUUGCGGAGAAGCGGUGAUGAAUGGCCAGAACAAAGAAUUUCUACCCGAUCUAAUCACUGGCGAUAUGGACAGUAUUUCACCAGAUGUGCUUGAUAAGCUGCGACGCUUAGGGGUUAAUGUGAUAAAUACCCCUGAUCAAGAUGCUACUGACUACACAAAAGCACUCCUUCAACUCGGUAUCUACACUACAGCGAAUAAGAUAAAUCUUGAUGGGAUUUAUGUGUUUACGGAAACAACUGGGAGAUUGGAUCACAUAAUAGCCAAUAUCAACACGUUGUUCAAGAGUGAAAAGCUUGUCGGAGAUGCCCAGGUAAUACAAGUUUCCAGUGAUUCUUUGACAUGGCUUCUACAUCCUGGGACCCAUAGGAUAUCGAUACCUGAGCCAUUACUGCAAUGUAAUUCAUGGUGUGCUCUUAUGCCCAUUGGAUCUCGAGUUACAAGUAUCACAACAACUGGACUUAAAUGGAAUUUGGAUUGUGGAACACUGGAAUUUGGCAACAUCGUCAGCACCUCCAACACCUAUUCUGGUUUCCCUGAAGUAACAGUUACUACCGACACCGCGGUGCUUUGGUCCAUGGACAUCGAGCCGCUUACAGAAAAUAUCUGUUCUGAAAGCGCACCGCCAUCUUGACCAACAGAGGGCAAUGAAAGUUUUUUCUUUGUUGAAAAAUCUACAACUAAGUUUUAUCCUUUGUUCGAAUACUAUCGGCAACUGUACUUUGCUGCAGCGAAUU
This is a messenger RNA of Diprion similis, 1248 nucleotides long. RefSeq names its product thiamin pyrophosphokinase 1. Bases 240 to 1145 code for a protein of 301 amino acids. The record is from RefSeq and is a predicted model, not a curated record. Gene Ontology annotation, molecular function: thiamine binding; ATP binding; thiamine diphosphokinase activity. Gene Ontology annotation, biological process: thiamine diphosphate biosynthetic process; thiamine metabolic process. NCBI's taxonomy places the organism in Eukaryota, Metazoa, Arthropoda, Insecta, Hymenoptera, Diprionidae. The transcript is spliced from 6 exons.